This is a messenger RNA of Pipistrellus nathusii (Nathusius's pipistrelle), 306 nucleotides long. The record is from the annotation of a GenBank genome assembly. Lineage: Eukaryota; Metazoa; Chordata; Mammalia; Chiroptera; Vespertilionidae.
AUGACGUCACUGGAAGGUGGCCGACUCCGCGCGGGGCGUGAUGUCACGCGGGCGGCGGGCCGGGCCGCCGUGAGGUCACCUGCUGGGCGCGGCCGGGCCGAGUCCCCGGUGACGUCACGGGCGGGGCGGGGCCAGAGCGUGUCAGCGGAGCCGAAUCAAAACAAGCCGGAGACCCGCCUUUUCCCUCCGGCCCCCGAGCGAGUCCCGCUGCUCGCGCCCCGAACCCGCGGCUGCGAGCCCCGGUGCGGCGCGCCGGCUGCGGGAAGCCGGGCAGGGCGCGGCGGCGGCGGCGGGAUGGCGGGUUAG